ACCUUUGACAUCGAUGAACAAAUGAAAUACGGCAACGUCACGCACAUACAAAGUGGUUGUCUGAGAAGUGAUUGUUCAUUCGGCAUCUCAUAAUUUUUUUUAUUCACAAAUUAUUACUAGAAUUUUUAAGUAGAAAUGGCAGAUAACAAGAGAAAAUUGGCUUGUCAUCAUUUGGCAUGUCUGGGUUGCUGAAACUGAGGAACUUUGCUGAGUUUUCUCUCAAAUUACUGAGAGAAUAUUUGCAUUUUAUUCACGGAUUAAACGAAUUCACGGUACUACGAAUGCUCAUUGUAAAUAAGUAAAUUGUUGAUGCCAAUAGUGACGAAAUAUCUGCGUUUUGUGUAGCCCUGAUGAUCUCUCCACCGCGAUCCUCCGCCGCAAGGACAGGCCGAAUAGGCUUAUCGUAGAGGAAGCUGUCAGCGAUGAUAACUCCGUAGUCGCAUUAUCACAGGCCAAAAUGGAGCAGUUACAACUAUUCAGAGGUGACACAGUUCUUCUAAAGGGUAAACGCCGUAAGGAGACAGUAUGCAUCGUGCUUUCAGACGAUAACUGCCCCGAUGAGAAGAUCCGCAUGAACCGCGUCGUGCGAAACAACUUGCGUGUACGCCUGUCAGACAUAGUCUCCAUAGCGCCUUGUCCAUCGGUCAAAUAUGGGAAACGGGUACAUAUAUUGCCCAUUGAUGAUUCUGUCGAGGGUUUGACUGGAAAUUUAUUCGAAGUCUACUUGAAACCAUACUUCAUGGAAGCUUAUCGGCCUAUCCAUCGCGAUGACACAUUCAUGGUUCGCGGGGGCAUGAGGGCUGUUGAAUUCAAAGUGGUGGAGACUGAUCCGUCGCCGUAUUGCAUCGUCGCUCCCGACACAGUGAUACACUGCGAAGGAGACCCUAUCAAACGAGAGGAAGAAGAAGAAGCCCUAAACGCCGUAGGGUACGACGACAUCGGUGGCUGUCGUAAACAGCUCGCUCAGAUCAAAGAGAUGGUCGAGUUGCCUCUAAGGCAUCCGUCGCUGUUCAAGGCAAUUGGUGUGAAGCCGCCACGUGGAAUCCUCAUGUAUGGGCCGCCUGGUACCGGCAAAACUCUCAUUGCUCGGGCAGUGGCUAAUGAAACUGGUGCAUUCUUCUUUCUGAUCAACGGGCCGGAGAUCAUGUCCAAACUCGCGGGCGAGUCCGAAUCGAACCUUCGCAAGGCAUUCGAGGAAGCGGACAAGAACUCCCCGGCUAUAAUCUUCAUCGAUGAACUGGAUGCCAUCGCACCAAAGAGGGAGAAGACUCACGGUGAAGUGGAGCGUCGUAUUGUGUCGCAACUACUUACUCUUAUGGAUGGAAUGAAGAAGUCAUCGCACGUGAUCGUAAUGGCCGCCACCAACCGUCCGAAUUCGAUCGACCCGGCGCUACGUCGCUUCGGCCGCUUCGACAGGGAGAUCGACAUCGGCAUUCCGGACGCCACCGGUCGUCUGGAGAUUCUGCGCAUACACACCAAGAACAUGAAAUUGGGCGAUGAUGUUGAUCUUGAGCAGAUCGCAGCCGAGUCUCACGGCCACGUGGGCGCUGAUCUCGCCUCCCUAUGUUCCGAGGCAGCUCUGCAGCAGAUCCGCGAGAAGAUGGACCUCAUCGACCUCGAAGAUGAUCAGAUCGACGCCGAAGUACUGAAUUCCCUGGCCGUCUCCAUGGACAACUUCAGGUACGCAAUGACGAAAUCAUCGCCGUCUGCCCUACGCGAGACCGUAGUAGAAGUGCCCAACGUCACUUGGACUGACAUCGGUGGUCUUCAAAACGUGAAGAGAGAACUACAAGAACUAGUGCAGUACCCUGUGGAACACCCGGACAAGUUCCUCAAGUUUGGGAUGCAGCCAUCCCGCGGUGUGCUUUUCUAUGGACCGCCUGGAUGCGGUAAAACACUAUUGGCAAAGGCUAUUGCCAACGAGUGCCAGGCUAAUUUCAUCUCUGUGAAGGGGCCUGAACUUCUCACUAUGUGGUUUGGCGAAUCUGAAGCCAACGUGCGAGAUAUAUUCGAUAAGGCUAGGUCGGCAUCACCUUGUGUACUAUUCUUCGACGAGUUGGACUCCAUCGCGAAGUCCCGCGGCGGUUCCGUAUCAGACGCGGGAGGUGCCGCCGAUCGAGUUAUCAACCAGAUCUUGACUGAGAUGGACGGCAUGGGAGCCAAGAAGAACGUGUUCAUCAUCGGUGCGACGAAUCGGCCCGACAUCAUCGACCCGGCGAUCCUUCGGCCGGGGCGACUCGACCAGCUGAUCUAUAUCCCGCUGCCGGACGAGAAGUCGCGCGAGGCGAUCCUACGCGCCAACUUGCGUAAAUCACCCAUCGCCAAAGAUGUCGAUCUGACUUACAUCGCCAAGGUGACACAAGGCUUCAGUGGCGCCGAUUUGACCGAGAUCUGUCAACGCGCGUGCAAACUAGCCAUCCGUCAAGCUAUCGAGGCGGACUUACAGCGGGAACGCACUCGUGCCAGCCAACCACCUGCCGCAGUUAUGGACCAGAUGGACGAAGAGGACCCCGUGCCGGAAAUAAGCCGCGCCCACUUCGAGGAGGCGAUGAAGUUCGCGCGCCGCUCCGUUUCCGACAACGACAUCCGCAAGUACGAGAUGUUCGCGCAGACGCUGCAGCAGAGCCGCGGCUUCGGGACCAACUUCAGAUUCCCGUCGAGCGGAGGCGGGGCGGGCGGCACGGGCACUUCGGGCGGCGACCAGCCCACGUUCCAGGAGGAGGGCGGCGACGACGACCUCUACAGCUAAACGCUGGGCGGACAAUGCGCUCAUUACCACUGCAUUAUAUACUACCGCUGCUAUAGACUAAACUACGGGGGAGGGGAGGGGGGGGGGACACUGGGGGGUGUAUUCCGAAAUAUACACCGGUACGCUGACCAGUGGUAAUAACGUCAUGAAUCAACGCCAUGCUGUUGAUUCGUUCCAAAUACACUGAUCGUGUUUGUGUGCAACGAUCAUGCUCCAAAAAUUAUAAAAAAAUUAAGUAAUUUAAUUAUAGUAUGUUUUUAUAAGAACUUCACUAACUGCAGAGCGUAUACACCUGGCUACGUCACAGUAUUCACACCAGCAUAAUAUGGUGGCACACCAGUGCAAUAUGGCGUCGAAAUCAUGACGUCAUUACCGCUGGCCAGCGUACUGGUGUAUAUUUCGGAAUACACCCUGGGCGUACACUACAUUACUCUCUAAAACAUGGCUCAAAACUCAUACCCUCUUAUUAAUAAACGAGGAAUAAGCUUAGACUGUAUUCCGCUUAACUUGAAUACUAACGCGACACGCACACACGAAAAAAACUGAAAACUCAAAUAUGUGCAAAUGAAUUCGGCUAUCCAUUCUUGGGUAAGAUUAUGUUAAAAGGAAAUCCCAACCAGUCCCAUGGUUCGCGUGUUGAUCGCAGUUUUUUCGCCCCGCCCACUUGAUCGCAGUUUGCAUGGAACCGGUUUUUUGCGCAGUUAGUAUUCCAUACCAUUUCUAAUUUAAUUUACUAAACAAUACUUUAUAUUUUCGAGACAAAAUGGAAAAUAAUUAAAUACUUUCACAUUAUUUGUACAGGCAAUGUGUAGUCCCUUUGGUCUCUGUAAACCAAAUAGCAUUAUUUGCUUUCAAUUAUACAUAUAAUUGUAAUUGUCUAUUUAUCGCAAUCUCAUCGAGAUUCAUAUGAAAAGUUGCGGUAGUUAUUAUUAUGUGUGGUUAGAAUGCGAGUCGCGAUCGGCGUCCGGGUGACAGUUCUAGGACUGACAUAAUUAGUUAAGGAUUCGAAUUGUUUUAGAUCCGAUAAGGGCUAGGAGAGAAGGGCCGGUGUACGUACGGGAACGCAUACCUACAGGUUUAAGGGUCGUUUUACAGAAUGAUAACUAAGUCUUGAUCCUUACUUGAGUACAGUUAGAAAGGGAUGUCGUAUAUUUAUAUCACAUAGCAACAUCCCUUUCUCACUGAACUAAGUAAAGAUUAACACUUAGUUGUCAUUCUGUAAUACGAGCGUAAGUCUCCCGUUUAUGAUCGCGCAAAGCGAACUGCGCGCCUAUAUUAUUAUAAUUAUACCUACUGAUAAACUUCACUGAUUGUAAAUGUAUUUUAAUUUUGUAAUACACAAUCUAUAAGCAUUUUGGUUUUUUUUCUCUCUCUUAGUUUCUUUGUUCCGAUUCGCUUACGUUUAGCCGUAAACAGAAUGUUUGUGAGUGUAAAGUUUUCGUUCACGAUGUUACCACGCUUUAAUUGUUUUUGUGCGAAAUAUAAUUAGAUGCAUCGAGAUAAAAAGUAUUUUAUUGGUGUUGUAACAUUGCAUAGAGGUGUAAAACGUAUUUUAAAUACGUUACCUAACCCUAACAUCAACGUUUCACAACCUAAAAUGUAUUAGUGGUUUUAAAGAUGUUGAACAUGUUCAACACAUUGUUUUUAACAUGAUUACAUAAAAGAUAAAAUUUACUACAUUUCUUGGCACGAUGUUAACUCAAAAACAUUAGGCGACGUUUGACGUUUUAGAUAAUUUAAGAAGAAAUUGCAAUAUGGCAACACCAUUGCGGAAAAUACUCGUGAACGGAGGUGCGUAUGAUGUAGAGAAUUGUUACUGUAUUGCCAGAUCGUCCGCAAGCGAGAUGUCAGCAUUCGCGCAGACAUUACACAAUAUCGCAGUGAUUUUAUAAUAAAAAAAUUUUUAGACCCAC
Molecule: messenger RNA, 4662 nt
Organism: Chilo suppressalis (striped riceborer)
Lineage: Eukaryota; Metazoa; Arthropoda; Insecta; Lepidoptera; Crambidae
Source: the annotation of a GenBank genome assembly